Soboliphyme baturini is the source of this 1218-nucleotide messenger RNA. The record is from the annotation of a GenBank genome assembly. Lineage: Eukaryota; Metazoa; Nematoda; Enoplea; Dioctophymatida; Soboliphymatidae.
AUGUUUGUUGUCAUAUUUAUUUAUUAUUUAUUGCUAUUUUGGUAUGUAUGUAUCCUUUUACUUAGUGUCAUAUCUUCUUUUUUUACUAUAGGUUCAAUUUUUUCCGACGGUUGGAUUGAAGCCAAUCGCAGUUACAGAGAUACCCUCGAGCUGCAGCACUUCAACGGCAUUGAAGGACUAAUUCCUACAGGAAAGCACGAACCAGCCAUUGGUCACGUCUUUCGGCCUUUCCAGCUACAUCAGCUGACAUGGUGUGACAAAUGUGGCGAAUUCAUUUGGGGAGUUUACAAACAGGCGCUCCGAUGUCAAAUCUGCCGAUACACGUGCCAUUACAAAUGCCGUUCGCUUGUCACGUUGGACUGCGCAUAUGCUUCUGAGACGACCUCGUCUUCCAUUCCUACUGAAAUUACUUAUCUCCAUCCGUCUGACUGCAGCGACGCAAAUGGCUUUGCAGGAUCUUCGCAAAACGUUAGCAUUGCGCUACUGACUGCUGCAGCUGAUUUUCAGGACGAAAACGGCGUAUCAUUCCACGGAUUCGUUCGUCUGUUGAUUAACUUCAGCCGGCCUGUGAACACCGUAGAUUGCUUCAACGAUUCGUCAACCUGCUACCUGGUCGACGACAGGGUGGCCGAGAAAACGGACCAAAACGGAACCACCAAUUCCCGCGGUACCCUGACGUCGUUUUACCUGCCUCGGAACUCGGUGAAGCUGCUUCACAUCACCAGCGACACGACUACACGCGAGAUGAUCGUAUCGCUGCUGAACAAGUUUCACAUAGCGGAUAACCCGCGUAAAUUCGCGCUAUACGAACGUACGGGACACUGUUUAUCCGGAUCUUCGUCACUCAAAUCGUUACUUAUCUCUUUAGCCAAGCUUCGGCGCAUUCCCGACGACGCAUGCCCGUUGCGAAUCGCUCUGCUGUGGGAAGGUCUGCCAGAACGGAACUUUGUUUUGCAAGAAAACGAGACCGGGGAAAUAAUCUGGGAAUCGUUCGAGAUUCCAGAGCUACAGAAUUUCCUGCAGAUUCUGGACAUCGAAGAAAAGCAAUACACGGAACGGAUAAAAAAGUAUUACCAGCGCUAUCGUUAUUUCUUGGAAAUGGAAAUCAUUGAAAGGCUUGGACACUCAACUGUAGAGCAGCAGUGGCAAGGUUCCCUAAAAUGGUCAUCUCCUUUCUUGACGGAGACUGGUGACAUUGUUAUGAACUGCUGCACAUGA